Messenger RNA from Conger conger (European conger), 3197 nucleotides. Its product is annotated as fatty acyl-CoA hydrolase precursor, medium chain-like. Bases 138 to 1817 code for a protein of 559 amino acids. The transcript has 14 exons. The record is from RefSeq and is a predicted model, not a curated record. NCBI's taxonomy places the organism in Eukaryota, Metazoa, Chordata, Actinopteri, Anguilliformes, Congridae.
CACUGGGUGAGCUGUGGAUGGGAGCCCCAGAGUGUGCACCAGCCCCAUGUAAUUGGUUUCCCAAAGAGGAGUGUUUCAAAGGUUGUUUGCUUCACUGCAAGAUUUAAAAAAGAAGAAGAAAUCUAUCUGGCACCAAAAUGGCUGGUCAGUGUCCUUGGGUGUGUUUGUGUUUGCUGUGUUUUGGAAUCAGUGAGGUGAUCGGGCAGGAAGAAAGCCUCCCGAGGCUCGACACGAGCUACGGCAAGCUCCUGGGGAGGCGGGUCCACGUUAAGGACUCGACCCAGCCGGUGUGGGCCUACUUUGGGGUCCCCUUCGCGGAGCCCCCGGUCGGAGCGCUGCGAUUUACAGCCCCGCGGCCGGCAAGAGAGUGGCAGGGACUGCGCGAUGCCACUGCCUACCCUCCACUGUGCCUUCAGAACAUGGACCACUCCAGACAGCUUGUGGAUAUUUAUGCUGGUAGGUUCCCAGCUGUGGGGACCUCUGAGGAUUGCCUUUACCUAAAUGUGUACACGCCGGUCAAACCGGGGCAACCCGACCGCUUACCGGUCAUGGUUUGGAUACAUGGGGGAGGGUUCCUCAUGGGUGGGGCAUCGCUAUACGACGGCUCCUCAUUGGCUGCUUUCGGCGAUGUUGUGGUUGUCGUAAUCCAAUACCGUCUGGGCAUACCCGGCUUCCUCAGCACAGGUGACUCCCAGAUCCCAGAGAAUUUGGGGCUACAGGAUCAGGUCUGUGCUCUGCGCUGGGUCCAGGAGACCAUCCACAGCUUUGGGGGAGACCCUGGAUCCGUCACCAUCUUCGGGGAGUCCGCAGGAGGCGCCAGUGUCUUUUUACAUAUGCUGUCUCCUGUGUCAUCGAGGCUGUUCCACCGGGCCAUCACUCAGAGUGGUGUACUCAAGCUUCCUCUCUUCACACAAACUGACGCCAAAGCAUCAGCACAGCUCAUUGCUCAGAAGGCUGGCUGCUCCAGUGCUGACUCUGCCGACAUUGUGCGAUGUCUGAUGAGCAAAACGGCCCAGGAAAUCGAGGCAGUCACUCCCAGACUUGGGGACCUUGUGUUGACCAUAUCCAAAGAUGGGGUGUUUGUACCCAAAAACACUGAAGAGCUAGAAAAAAUGAACUUCAGAAGUCUUCCAUGGAUGAUUGGGAUUAAUGUCCAAGAGUUUGGCUGGAUGCUCCCUAAUAUGAUUCUUUUUCCUGGGUGGGAGCUUGGAUUGACUCGUCAGACAAUGGCCAUGGUUCUGGGAUUCAUCCUUCAGAACUCGGAUCUUCCUCCAAAUGCCCAGGAGAUCAUUGAGGAUGAGUACUUUGGGGACAUUGAGGAUCCUGCCAGAGUAAGAGACAUCUUCUUGGACCUGAUGGGAGAUUUGUCAUUCCUAGUCCCGUCUGUUAACGCAGCAAGACUUCAUCGAGAUGCAGGAUCCCCCAUUUUCUUCUACGAGUUCCAGCAGCGCCCCUCCAUGUUCGGGCAGGGCAGACCGGAGUUUGUGAAAGCCGAUCACUUCGAUGAAGUUGGCUUUGUGCUUGGCGCCCCCUUCUGGACUGAAGAAAUAGUGAUGCUGGAAAACACGACCCAGGAGGAGAGACAGCUCAGCCGGAUUAUGAUGAAGUACUGGAGCAACUUUGCCAAGACUGGGAACCCCAAUGGACCGGGCCUGUUUGGAUGGCCAGAGUUCACCAUCGGAGAAGAACACCUGCUGCUUAAUGUAACUGUCAAGCUUGGAAAUUUAAAAGGGAAGAACAGAGUUGAAUUCUGGAAUGAAGAUUUACCGAAGAGACUGAAAUCAGGAAGCGAUAACCGCGCACGCACUGAGCUGUAAAACACAGCAGAUUCUUUCCUUUUCUGGGAAAUUUGGGAAAAUGAUGCGAUGAGUCAGAAUACCUUUUGAUAAUCAUAUAUACAAUUGUAUUAAAAUAUGAAAAACAUGGUAUCCUUUAAAGCCAAUGCUAGAAUUUUCUUUAACUUUUAAAACGUUUUCAGUGCAGUGGCCAUUUAAUGCACAGCCCACUGUUGCCGCAGCGACCACCGUUGCCUCAUCAGGCUUGUGGUACCUGGGAAAUUGUACUUCAUUAGCUGGUUAUUCUUUCUGUUAAAUUUUAAAUCUGUUGACCCCUAUGCUACCAGAAAAUCCACAUAUGUUUUGCACUUGGGAAACGUGGUUUUGGAACAUUUUCAUGGCAUCAUGGGUGAAGUGCAUGUGAAAUCCAUGUAAUUACACGUGAAAAGCACCUCUCAUUGUGAUUGGUUCCUUUGAAUGUCUCUAAAUCCGAAUGCAAGGUGCUUUUCACGUGGGGGGUUUACAUGAACCUCACCCAUUGCACCAUGAAAAUGUUCCAAAACCACAUGUUUCUCAAGUGCUAAACAUAUGUGUUCCACAUAUUGCCCGUAUGUUGCCAUAUGUUAAAACUCGUGUGAAACUCACAUGGAUUUUCUGUAAGGGCACCCACGCAAAAAGCCACGACAGUUGAAGUGAGCUGUGACUACCCCAGAUCCAGUGGCCAUUUUGAGUCCGGUUCCAAUCAGGCAGCAGGUUUACCCUUCACUGAUGACAACUGAUAGCCUGUGAAUGUGGUUAGGAGGAACGUCUGCAGUCGUAUGCCAAGAAACCCAGGUCAACUUUAACCCACUCUAUGCUGGGUGAGAUCAGUGUGAUUAUGUCCCACUUUUUCUGUCUGCCGGUAAUACUUAAGCUGGUUGGUGCCUUGCAUGGCAGCCAAUUGGCGUUGGUGUAUCAAUGGGUGCCUGAGAAGCAUCAAUUGCACAGCGCUUUAGAUGAAGGCGCUAUAUGAAUUCCAACCAUUUACCAUUUACUCAUCUGGUCACUUAGCUCAGGAUGUUACGUUUAUGAAUCAACAUUUCACACCUAGAACUAUUACGGGUGUAAACCAUAGAAAUGUAUCGACCCCAGAUAAUGCAUCUCUCAGUUCAUACCCAUCUGUUCCUUUCAGCUUCAUCUGUCAUGAUAUCUGUAUCAUUUCUACAAGUAAUUCAAAUUGAUUAGAUAUGCUAGCAUUGCAACAAAAUGUGAAUUCCAGAAUUUGGAUUAGUACAUGACUUGUUUGUUUUUUUAGUUACCAUGGUGGAGUCAACAGCUUGAUUCAUUUAAACAUUACAUAUUCAUAUAAUUAUUAGUAUAUUCAUCAUAACCAACAUUAUUAUGUACCUUCUGUGAUAAUGUAUUCAUUAAAUUAUGGUAGUA